Molecule: messenger RNA, 2075 nt
Organism: Haliotis rufescens (red abalone)
Lineage: Eukaryota; Metazoa; Mollusca; Gastropoda; Lepetellida; Haliotidae
Product: cytoplasmic dynein 2 light intermediate chain 1-like
Exons: 18
Coding region: 147-1202 (351 amino acids)
Biological process (GO): intraciliary transport involved in cilium assembly; intraciliary retrograde transport
Cellular component (GO): ciliary basal body; cytoplasmic dynein complex; axoneme
Molecular function (GO): dynein heavy chain binding
Source: RefSeq, a predicted model, not a curated record
CCUUCACUUCGGCCCAGUACGUAAAUUCCAACCAUUGUUCCGGUUUGGUUGUGAAUGUCAACAAUACAGGUGCCCGCUUGAAUAAGAGACUUAGUGAAGCUUCUUUCUACGUCUAAAUUGUCGUGCAUUGCGACUUUAAUAUCAAGAUGUCAAAAUCCCUCUGGGAUCUCGCAAUAACCCAGUCAAAUGCUGACAAAGAUGAAAAUCAAGCAUCAGAGGACUCUGCAGUCUUCAUCACAGGCAGCAAAAACUCAGGGAAAACAAGCAUAAUUCUGAGAUAUUUAGAUAGAGAUGAGCCUCCCAAGCCAACAGUAGCCCUGGAAUACACAUUUGGAAGACGUGCUAAAGGACACAACAUUGCAAAGGAUGUGGGUCACAUCUGGGAGCUGGGUGGAGGAACAUGGCUGUCUAAACUGAUGGAUAUACCCAUCAACCCAGAGACCAUAAUGCACACCUCCCUGGUGAUUGUCCUUGACCUGUCCACACCGACACAGAUGUGGUUCACGCUGGAGAGUCUUCUAACAGCAGCGCGAUCCCGCGUGGAGAACGUCAUUGCCGAGAUGAAACAGGCUGAUCCUCACAUCAGAGACAAACUGAAAAAGAUUGCCUGGGAAAGAAUCGGGGAAGAACACCCGGACAAGAGUAUGAUUGAUCCCUUCCUGAUGCCUCUGGUCAUUGUAGGGAGCAAAUAUGAUGUGUUUCAGGACUUUGACUCUGAGAAGCGGAAGGUGAUAUGCAAGACUCUGAGAUUUGUGGCUCACUCCCAGGGUGCAUCUCUGCAGUUCUUCAGCAUCAAGAUGGAGACCACUGUUAAACGGAUGCAAGGUAUCAUCAAUCAUCACCUGUUCCGGACAAACCCAAGUAAAAACAUGCAGGUCGAGCAUAAUAAGCCUCUGUUUGUCCCGGCAGGACUGGACUCUCUGCAGACCAUUGGCAACCCCCCACUCUCAGACGAUGACAUAGGACGUGUACAUGCAAGGACUCCAAUGGACCUGUGGAAGAAGGCGUUUACUGGGCACUUUCCUCAAGAGAUGAAUGUUGACGGGGAGAACACCAACAACCCAGCAAUUGUGGAAGACCCAGCCAAGGAUCCCCAGUUUGUGGAGGCUGCCAUCGAUACACUUCGAGCGCAGAAAGAUGAAGAACUGGAGCGAUACAGACGUCUGGCUGAACGCAGAUCAAGGGAGACAACCACAUAUUAGUCAUUAUUAUUUCAAUUCCAUGGCAUCCGGAUACCACAGAGUUCUGUAUCCAGCAGACCAAUAGGGCGUCGGCAGCCUCGUAUCACUCACCAGUGUCUGCGUCUGUACAUCGUCUCCUCCACCUCCAUCUCACUAGGGAAUAUGUGCCUUCAUACUGUCACUUCUCUUCAAGACAUCAGAUUGCUGUUAACUUGAUCACUGAUUGUAAGUUGAAGAUAUUUCCCAGACCUGACGAUUUAUAUUUAGCCAUUUAGGCAGAUAAAAAAUAUUGAAUGAAAAUCUGAAUAUUAUGGCAAGGAUGUACACAUGUUGUUAUUGGGAUCAGACAGUUUUUGUUGUACAAAUAUUAAAGAUGAUGAAUGAACUUUGUUGGAGUCAUUGAAUUACCAUAUUCUGUUUCCAUGGUAAUAAUAUUUAGCAUUGUUUGUUCAUUGUAUGUCAAGUAUCAUGGAAAAAAUAAAAUAAUCUUAAAUUUUAAACACUUGUGAUUGUAAGGAAUGUGAUAUAGGUACCUGUGGUCAUUUUGGUCUGUACAUUUGGAUGAACAGUAAGAUGACUUGAUGGCAUUUGUGAAACCUUGUUUCUUCCUUUAAAAUACAUGAAACAUUCAUACAUUCGGAGGCUAUGAAGGUGAUUGGGUGUUCUGAAUCUGACUUUGUGACAACACUAUGAUCAGCUCAUUUGGUGAUGUAUUUUCAACAAAAUUACAUGAUUGCUUACAAAUCACAAAAUGCACACCUCCAACAAGUUGUAUCUAGGCUUACUUAAACCAGUGCCCUGACUGUUUGGUCAUGUGACUGUUUGGUCAUGUGACUGUGUGGUCAUGUGACUGUAGGAUCAUAUUGGUGUUGUUAAUAAACGCAAUCCACAGGC